AUGUCCAUUCCUUCACUUUAUGGAAAAAUAUUUGGAGUUGGAUUAAUAACAGGUGCAUGUAUGGAAGUGUUACUCAUCAAGAGUAACUACUAUGGUAUGUUGGUUGCAUCGGAAGCCAAGGCUAGAAUGAAGGAACUACAACAAGAACAAGAAGAUCUUGAACGAUUCCAACGUCUCACUUCAAGUGGAAACCAACAAGUGAAUGAUUCUUCCACCAAACAACAACAACAACAACAACAACAACAACAACAACAAUAA
This is a messenger RNA of Halteromyces radiatus, 258 nucleotides long. RefSeq lists its product as uncharacterized. The coding region runs from base 1 to 258 and encodes 85 amino acids. The transcript is spliced from 2 exons. The record is from RefSeq and is a predicted model, not a curated record. Lineage: Eukaryota; Fungi; Mucoromycota; Mucoromycetes; Mucorales; Cunninghamellaceae.